Molecule: messenger RNA, 1194 nt
Organism: Mycena citricolor
Lineage: Eukaryota; Fungi; Basidiomycota; Agaricomycetes; Agaricales; Mycenaceae
Source: the annotation of a GenBank genome assembly
AUAAGAGCAAUGUGCUCUGAAAUUUCUGCCCAGAAAUGCGGAACGAGCGGAUUGAGCGCGUCGAGAGCGUGUUGUUUGAAUACGGGGUCCGGUUCCGAAAGGAGGGCAAGUACACCAGCAGCAGACGACUGACGGACCAUGGUGAUGGAGGUGGGUAGGUACUUUCGAGUUGAGAGAAGGACGCGUCAGCUCGCGUCGAAUUGAUGGCGUCAAGCUGGUGGCUCCAAUCAGGACCACACAAACAUGUCUUUCCUUCCACGCCGAGCACUCCUCCGGUCCUCCCCUGCUGUGCGGGCCUACUCCGAGACUGCUGUUGAGCAGGCCCGUGCUCAAUGGCUUGCUAACCAGCAAGCUAUCGAACACCAUGCGCUGUGUAAAUCUACAUGUCCUUCCUGUUCUUCCCGAUCGAAGGGGCUCAACGUUUCUCUCAGCUACAGCUGAAUUAUGGCGGAAGAUGAGGUGGGUUUCAUCCGCCCGAGUAUUCGCUUGUGGGACUGAAGUCAUUCCAGCUACUAUGUCUGCAUUCCUGCCCGUCCGUUAUCUUCCGGCCUCUCCGUCAUAUUUACCUGACGUUGUCUGGCUAGUUGCAAUCUUUGGUACCUACGUCUACAACGUGGAAAUCGAGCAUAAGGCGCACAACGCUCACCUGAUGGCUGAAAACGAUGGAAAGCUCCCCCAACCGCCUCGCUUCGAGUACCUCAACAAGCGUAACAAGCCUUUCCCGUGGGGCAUGAACUCGCUGUUCUUCAACUCAUCGAUGCAGCGAGACAUGACCAUUGAGGACUAGAUUACGAUCAUGUGCAUCAAUCACAUCGCCAAAUACAAUUUCGUCCGAUAGAUGAUAUCUACGGCGUGAUACUCAGCCCUGCAUAUGCUUAGCCUGGCGCUCCUUGCGGAACAAGGCUUGGGCGAGGGCAACCAGCUGCAGGAUGCUCUCGGAACGAGCCUCCAUGUUCAUCACCGCCUUGUCUGACCUCUGACGCAGCGCCAGGACAAACUGGUCUCCAUCUUUGCCUUGGCCGUCGAGAAUCGGCUCAUCUCGGUUUCGGGGUAUCGGUUGAUGCGUCGUUCCAGUCAGCUCAGAUAUCUCCUCGUCGGCGUCGUCGAGCUGUUUCAUGUACGACAGUUGCAUGCGCGCAAGCUCCUUUGGUCGCAUGGCGAGUAUGGCCGAGGUCGGCCGACCCAACGCGAGCU